Messenger RNA from Lindgomyces ingoldianus, 1026 nucleotides. Its product is annotated as Aldo/keto reductase. Bases 1 to 1026 code for a protein of 341 amino acids. The record is from RefSeq and is a predicted model, not a curated record. Lineage: Eukaryota; Fungi; Ascomycota; Dothideomycetes; Pleosporales; Lindgomycetaceae. The transcript is spliced from 4 exons. Gene Ontology annotation, cellular component: cytoplasm.
AUGCCUACCUUACCAACAAGGCAGCUAGGUAAGAACGGGCCGAAGGUUUCAGCUCUGGGGUUUGGUGCGAUGGGCUUGAGUGCCUCAUAUGGCAAGGUUGGGGAGAAUCAGGAUCGAUUCGCAGUUUUGGACCGAGCACUGGAACUGGGCUCGACGUUUUGGGACACAUCUGAUGUUUAUGCGGACAGUGAAGACCUCCUAAAGCUCUGGUUCGAGCGAACCGGCAAGCGAGAUCAAAUAUUUCUUGCAACUAAAUUUGCUGUGACAAAGGACGCAGGAGGCAACCCUAUCAUUCGUAGUGACCCGAACUACGUUAAACAGGCUUGUGAGAAGAGCCUGAAGAAGUUGGGAGUGUCGAAGAUCGAUCUCUACUACUGUCAUCGCGUAGACAAGAAGACUCCUAUUGAAAAGACAAUUGCCGCGCUUGUAGAGCUGAAAAAAGAGGGCAAGAUCGGCGCCAUCGGUCUUAGUGAAGUCUCCGCAGCUACGAUACGGCGCGCAGAAAAGGUCCAUCACAUUGAUGCCGUCCAACUCGAAUAUAGUCCCUUCGCUCUCGAUAUUGAAUUACCCGAAAUUGGGAUCCUUCACACAUGCCGAGAGUUAGGUAUUACGGUCGUCGCGUACAGCCCUCUAGGCAGAGGGUUCCUGACAGGACAAAUCAAGAGCCCAUGUGACUUUGAAGAUGGAGACUUCCGAAAACAUGCCCCACGGUAUAAUGAGGAGAACUUUCCCAAGAAUUUGAAGCUGGUUGAGAAGCUGCAAGAAUUUGCAAAGGCAAAGGGAUGCACAUCUGGUCAGCUGUCUCUGGCAUGGUUACUUGCACAGGGAGAUGAUAUCAUUCCCAUUCCAGGAACGAAGAAAAUCAAAUAUCUCGACGAGAACGUAGGUGCGGUUAAUGUUUACCUAGCUCCAGAUGAGAUACAGCAAAUACGGACAGAGAUCGAGAAGGUCAAGGUGGUAGGAGACCGGUAUCCUCCUUUUUUUGCUCCCUAUUCUUUUGGCGACACCCCACCCCUCCGAUCAUAA